AGCUAUCCUAACCACUCCCGAGACAGUGAUUCGCAUUCUGAAAAUUUUUGCGCGUUCCGAAACCCAUAAAAAAAAAAGUGUUGCAACCUUUUAGCUGCCGACUGUACAUACAUACAUACUUAAAAAUGAAAUAGAUGUAUAUGUAUAUUUGUGAAAUUUGGUGAAAACGAGAAAGACAAUUUUAAUGCAGUCCAGUGCAGCAACAAAGAAAGAAAGAAGAAGAGAAAAAAGAAGAAGAUAGAUAAAUACAUACACAUACAUACAUACACAUACAUGCCUAUUCUCUUAUUCACUGAUCUCGUCUCGUGUCGUGCCGUAUCGGUAGGGACGGUAGGUGGUGAUCUACUGUUCAGCAGCGAAUUUUGCGUGGGGAGAAGAAAAGAACGAGAGCUAAGAUUCGCCGUAAACGCUACGGCUAGUGAAAGCGACCGAGUGUCAGUGACAUGUGGCUAUGACGUUUUUAAAAUUCAUCCGAGCGGAAUACAUUACUGUCAUGUAGUACGAUGACGUAUAGACAUCAAGAUCAUACGAACUUAUUUUUUUCAAGCUGUUAUCAUGGGAUCUAGAUUAAGGGAAAAUGUUAAACAACUUUUUGAAUGCUUCUGUGAGAUAGCUGCACCAAUAGGGGAAAAGCCAGCUUGGAUACUUCAGAAAUAUCCCAAUUCCUUUUCAGAUGAAGAGAUACUGAAAUCUGUUCCUAAAUUUGCAUAUCCUUGCGAAUUUGAAAACUUGUUGGUACAGCACUUUUCAUUCGUGCUCACUAGUAUAGAUUCAAAAUGGACCUUUGGAUUCUGUCGACAUGAUCCCAAAACAGAAACAGCUUUAGUAGUCCUGAGUGCACUCCCGUGGCAUGAAACAUUUUACAAGCUAUUGAAUCACAUUGCAUCCUUGACCAGCAAUGCCAGUGGAGAAGAUCUCUGGAAGUUUCUUGAGAAUAUAUAUACUUGUGGGGUUCCAGUGCCUGGAAACUCCAUAUCUAUCCCUUUACCAAAUUCUACAGUGAAUUUUGUUUGUCAAAGCCCAAAACAGUUUCAACUACCUAGUAUCCCUGAAAAUAGGAAUUUGACUGAAUAUUAUAGUGCUGUAGAUUCGCACAAUAUGAUGAUGAUAUUCGCAUCUAUGUUAUACGAACGCCGUAUUAUUUUCAUUUCAAAACGUCUAUCGAGAUUGAGUGCAUGCGUGCAAGCAUGCAACGCUUUAAUUUAUCCAAUGAUUUGGCAACAUAUAUACAUCCCCGUUCUGCCAUUGUCAUUAAUAGAUUAUUUACUAGCACCUAUGCCAUUCCUAAUUGGAGUGCCUACUCUAACACUUCAGAAAAUACCCAAGAAUGAUUUAGGAGAAGUUGUUAUUUUAGAUGCUGAUAAUAAUACAAUCGAGUCACCGUUUCAAGAUCUAGAGUCUUUACCUCAAGACGUAGUAACAAAUUUGAAGAAAGCGUUACGCAAUAGACCAGCUCUUCUUGGAGAUGGUGUAUCAAGGGCAUUCCUGCGAGCAUUAGUGCAGUUAACCGCAGGUUACAGAGAAGCAUUAACUUUACAGCAGGGUGAACGCAUUACGUUUAAUCAAAAUGCAUUUGUUGAAAGUAGACCAUCUUCCAUGCAACCUUUUUUACGAAAAAUGUUGGAAUUACAAAUUUUCCAACAAUUCAUAGAAGAAAGGUUGAACAUGCUUAAUUCAGGACUUGGUUUCUCAGAUGAAUUCGAAAUGGAAGCUUGCAGUUAUUCAGCCAAAUCGAGUAGUAAAUUUAUGCAGCAAUAUAGGGAAUGGACUUACGCGAUGCGAAAAGAAAGCUCUGCAUUUUUCCGUAGUGUAAAAGAUAAGGCCAAUCCAGCAGUAAAAUAUGCAGUUAAAUCUGUGAAAGAUAAAGGCAAAGAUAUGAAAACAGCAUAUAAAGGAUUAAAAUGGAAAGGACGAUCCAAUAGAAGCGAAACCAGUAUGAGAUUUCAUCAGCCACGAUCGGCUCCUAAUUCACCUACAUUAGAUAGAAGACCUAUUGGAUUUACAUCUCCACCAAAAUCUCCAAAUGGUGUAUCGGCGGCAACUAGUUAUCGAAAAGACUUACGUUUGCGGAAUAGUAAUUUCACUGACACAAGUAGAAAACAAUACUCACCUUUAAGUCCUAGUUCUCCUGAAGAUUCAGACUCUCCAUUGGAGCAUAUAAAUAUAGAUCUUAUGCACGAACUUCGAGAUGUGAUAUUUCCAAAUACCCCGCCUGUGGAUAGGACGGUAAGUCUUUCAUAACUUAUAUAUACACUAUAUUUAUACAUUACUAUUUUGUGAUUUGCACAAAGAUUUGGACAAUAUUAUUAGUUACCGAAAACGAUUUAUCUACAUAAAUUGAGUAUUGUAUCUUUAUUCUUUUAUAAUUGCACAUAUUUUCACGCUUUCAAUUCUUGAUUGUAGCAAAGAAUAUUUAACAAUAUAAGCAAAUUUGAUCCAAUGCUAAUUUUUUCAUUAAUAAAUUAUCUGUUUGUCGUGCUUUAAGCAUAUAAAUCUUUGUUGCUUUUUGUGAAUCGUUUAUUUAUGUCUUUAACAAGCGAUGGAUCUUAUCAUUUAUGUCCAUUAUUAGGAGAAAAAAUAGUUGUAUACAGCAUGUUUUCAACAAUUAUGUGAAAUAUUAGAAUAUGCACAGUGUCCAAUUUGUAAGAAAAUAUUCUGCAUGUUUAUACCUACUUGAAUUAUUCUUGGUUACCUUAGUUUUUGUUAUCGGCAUCACUUUGUAAUGUUCUCAAUUUUUUAGCUAUUAUUAUAUAAGUCAUUUAAAUAUGUAUCUGACUUGAUAAUUACUUCAAACUAGCUUAAUAAUAUCUGUUAGUACAUUAAAGACAUUUUUUACAAAU
Messenger RNA from Wasmannia auropunctata (little fire ant), 2840 nucleotides. Its product is annotated as DENN domain-containing protein 1B. Gene Ontology annotation, molecular function: phosphatidylinositol phosphate binding; guanyl-nucleotide exchange factor activity. Gene Ontology annotation, cellular component: intracellular membrane-bounded organelle; cytosol. Bases 556 to 2241 code for a protein of 561 amino acids. Lineage: Eukaryota; Metazoa; Arthropoda; Insecta; Hymenoptera; Formicidae. Gene Ontology annotation, biological process: endocytic recycling; endocytosis. The transcript has 13 exons. The record is from RefSeq and is a predicted model, not a curated record.